Molecule: messenger RNA, 3258 nt
Organism: Polyodon spathula (Mississippi paddlefish)
Lineage: Eukaryota; Metazoa; Chordata; Actinopteri; Acipenseriformes; Polyodontidae
Product: metalloreductase STEAP3-like
Exons: 5
Coding region: 105-1559 (484 amino acids)
Biological process (GO): copper ion import
Cellular component (GO): plasma membrane; endosome
Molecular function (GO): cupric reductase (NADH) activity; ferric-chelate reductase (NADPH) activity
Source: RefSeq, a predicted model, not a curated record
CGCGAGGCCGCUCCACCUUCCUCGCGUGGGCGGAGCCCGGGGAGGUCAAAGCGAACUGAGGAAGAGCCGAGAGCACGCUGCUGAGCGGAAUCACACGUGGAGAAAUGUCUAAACCUCUGUUAAGAAGGUCUGAGAGUGACCAGAGUUACUCAGAGCUGAGCGGUAUGACUGUUGGGGUAUUGGGAAGUGGAGACUUUGCCCGUUCUUUAGCGACAUGCCUUGUGUGCUCUGGGUUUAAGGUGGUGGUUGGAAGCCGGAAUCCAAAAAUAAGCACGGCCCUGUUUCCUGCUAUAGCUGAAGUCACUACACAAGAAAAAGCUGUAAACAAGACGGAUGUCAUCUUCGUGGCAGUGUUUCGGGAGCACUACUCCACGCUGUGUGAUUUACAGGAGGCUCUUGCUGGUAAAAUACUGAUUGACGUCAGUAACAACACAGAGCUGAACCACCAUCAUGAAUCAAAUGCAGAGUACCUGGCCUCACUGUUCCCGAAAUGUAUGGUCGUAAAGGGAUUUAACGUGAUAUCAGCCUGGGCUUUGCAAUGGGGUCCAAAAGACGGCAACAAGCAGGUCCUGGUCUGCAGUGAUAACAGAGAAGCCAGAAAUACAGUGUGUCAGAUUGCAUGGAGUAUGGGGUUCAUCCCUGUGGAUAUGGGCUCACUCUCGUCUGCCAGAGAGAUUGAAAACAUCCCUCUGCGCCUCUUCCCAUCCUGGAAGACCCCACUGAUGCUCUCCCUGGGUCUCUUUGUGUUCUUCUAUGCCUAUAACUUCACCAGAAGGGUGAUCCAUCCUUACGUAACCAAGGGGGAGCACUGUUUUUACAAAAUGCCAAUUGAACUUGUUAACCUCACGCUACCCUGUGUGGCCUAUGUAAUGCUUUCCCUGGUUUACUUGCCUGGAAUCCUGGCAGCCUUUCUGCAGCUACGAUACAACACCAAGUACAGGCAGUUCCCAGACUGGCUGGACCAGUGGCUGAAGCACAGGAAGCAAAUCGGCCUGCUGAGCUUUCUGUCGGCUGCACUGCAUGCUGUGUACAGUCUGUGCCUCCCAAUGCGAAGGUCCGCUCGCUACCUGCUGUUGAAUGCGGCCUUUAGACAGGUUAAGGAAGGUGAAGAGAACGCCUGGGUGGAAGAGGAGGUCUGGAGGAUGGAACUUUACAUCUCGCUGGGAAUCCUGGCUCUGGCUGCUCUUUCCCUGCUAGCAGUCACCUCACUGCCCUCAGUUGGGAAUUCCCUCAGCUGGAGAGAGUUUAGCUUCAUUCAGUCCAAAUUGGGAUACACUGCCUUGGUAAUAGCCACACUCCACACACUAACCUUUGGGUGGAAAAAAGCCUUUGACCGAAGCCAGUACAAAUUCUACCUGCCUCCAACAUUCACACUUGCUUUGGUUGUGCCUUGUGCUGUCCUGCUUUGUAAAGUGUGCCUGCAGUUACCCUGUGUGAAUACAAGGCUGACACAGAUCCGAAGAGGUUGGGAAAAGGGACGACUCGUCAGGUUCCAGUUAUCCGAGGAGUCAGGUCUUUGCAAUGAAGACUUCAGCAAUGAGGACACAAGCAAUGUGUGACAGAAACAGUGUGUGCUAAACACACACACACACAGUACCCACUCACUGUUACAGUAGUCCCAGUUGUCAAAAACCCAAAGCCGUUUUCAAGCACUUUUUUUUUUUUUUUCUCAGCUAAACAAAUCUAGACCAUGCUUCUAGUCUCCCCUAAAACUCAAUUUAAGUAGCAGUUGGGCUGUCUGCUGUAUUAAUGUUGAUAUCUAGGUCAAAACCACUCAAAUGACUUUAAUGUACACCAUGUUACAAGGCGAAAAAUAUUACACUUUCAUUGUACAGUCUAAUGUAACGUAUCAAGUUUCCAUGACAGAAUAUUGCUAAUCCCUUAAAAAAGGUAGUAGACAAAGCAAGCCUUCCUCCUCGUUGAUAGAGUUCAGGUGGAAGUGCAGUUCCCAAAGAAUUACAGUAGAUUAUUUCAAAUUAUUUUCAUUAUACAAAUCAGACAGCUUUAAUGUCAAGCUACAGUCUACAUUGUUGACAAUGACAUUUCAGCUAUAAACAGCUUGCUUUUAUAUACACAUGCAUUGUUCACAAAGGUGUGGCAUUCUUCUUUGAUUUUUAUCUUGCACAUAUAAGCAUUUACUAUCAAUAACUAAAGAACAUCCACAUUGAUCAAACGAGCACUUUGUAUAAAAUAGAGAGCACUUUGAUACGUCUGAUUUUUAUUUUUUGGAAUAUGAAUUACAAACUAUUAAUAUAGACAAUCAUCUUUCAGUAAACAAGUUUGCAAAUCCAAAAUAUGAUUAUACCAAUAAAGCCUAAAUGAUUCCAGAAAUUUUUGCCAAUGUUUUGUGGAAAUAUUUAGGGGUAGUAAUAUUUUUUUUUUGGGGGGGGGGGGGGGGGCAUACAAGAAAUGUAUUGAAAAAAUUAUAUCAAAUUAAACAUUACUUUGGAGGCACUUUUGUUCCAGCAAACCUCUUCAAAAGCAAGCUGUGAUGAAGUGGCGUUUUGCAUGCCUUCAUGUAGACCUGCAACUAGCACUUCUCCAUGCAAAAAAAAAAAAAAAUCUAUAUUUUAAAGGCUGCAAACAGCCAUCAGACACAGGAGCACAAGUCCAACAACACAGGCAGCUGUAGAUUCCAGCCCAGUAUCCUGAAUCAGACGCAUGCGAGCCGAGGUAUUGGCACGUUGUGGUUUGGAAACAUGAAGCAAUACAAAAGCCACAUAAAAUUAAAAACUUACCCUUAAACUACAAAUAGGUGGUCUUCAAUAGAUGUGCAUGCAUGUUAUAACCACAUGUCAAAACCAAAGGCUGAAUCAUUUCACACAAUUAAAAACAAACUAACAGCUGUUAACAAAUGCCAGGUACAAUUUGGCAACUUUAUGCGGCUGUGUUCCUUAGUUUGAAUGCCGUAGUUUCUUAACUGACUGAUAAAGGGAAUCAAUCCAGCUUAAAUAUUCAAAAAUAAUAAUUGAAAACCUUUCUGAAUGUAUGUCCCUUUCACCAUAUAGAUGUUGGGUUUGCUUUAUAUCUUUCAUAGUCUUCCAUCCAGAAGAAAGCUAGUUCUGUUUCAUUUGCUACAAGAGAUACAAAAGUCAUUAUUAAAAUGUGGUAUAUCAAUACCUUCAAUAAGAAAUUAAAUUAAUACCACAACCCCCACACCCAUACAGUAGUUUACCUAUAGUACAGUCAUUGCAUUCAUUCUUACCUACUCCCGCUGCUUUCAAAGUAGUACCUUCUCUCAAUAGAAGUUUAUCAUCA